This is a messenger RNA of Arctia plantaginis, 369 nucleotides long. Lineage: Eukaryota; Metazoa; Arthropoda; Insecta; Lepidoptera; Erebidae. The record is from the annotation of a GenBank genome assembly.
AUGGACAAAAGUCAAUACUUGGUGAUAUUUCUGCUUUUAAUAAAUGGAACUUUCGCCGAAUAUGAGAAAGUAAAUGACCACAUCGAGUACGAGGAAAACUCUUGGCGUCCAAUUUUAGGACCUUAUAAAGAUCGAUUGAAGCCUCUAAAAGUUACGCCAAAGUAUGAAGACAAAUAUCUUCUUCAAGGUAUAGGAGAGAAGCCAUAUGCGUCAACAUUUCCUAUUCAAGGGCUUUAUACGUUUCCAUAUUACGCCUACAGUUAUAUGCCUCCUCACGCAACAGCUUUGGGGUCAUAUAUUAAUAACUAUGACUAUAAUUAUUAUAUCAGAAAGCAUGAAAAACCAUAUGUGCCCGAAUAUAAAAAUUAA